Molecule: messenger RNA, 885 nt
Organism: Helianthus annuus (common sunflower)
Lineage: Eukaryota; Viridiplantae; Streptophyta; Magnoliopsida; Asterales; Asteraceae
Product: protein DMP4
Exons: 1
Coding region: 22-633 (203 amino acids)
Biological process (GO): endomembrane system organization
Source: RefSeq, a predicted model, not a curated record
GCUAAUCAAGAUUCAAUAAUUAUGGAUAUCGAGGUCGAAAACCAAGAAGCACCUCUUCUUGAAACAACACUUGCUCCUGAAGCUGUUGAGAGAAACCUAAUACAAAACGCAAUCAGCCAAACAUUCCUAAGUACGGCUCAUUUAGCCAAUCUUUUGCCCACUGGCUCAGUUCUUGCUUUUCAACUCCUUUCGCCUAUGUUCACAAACCAGGGUUUGUGUGACCCUAUGAGCCGGGGCUUGACCAUUUCAUUUGUAGCUCUCUUUGGUCUUUUGUGUUUUCUGUUGAAUUUCACUGAUAGCUUCACGGAUAGAGAUGGUAAUGUAUGUUAUGGGUUCGCUACAAUACAUGGGUUGUAUGUCAUUGAUGGGAAUAUAACUUUACCACCCGAAGUUGCAGCUAAGUACAGAUUAAGAUUCGUAGAUUUCAUGCAUGCGUUCAUGUCAAUCAUGGUUUUUACAGCUGUGGUUCUAUUUGAUCAAAAUGUAGUGAAUUGCUUUUAUCCGUCACCAUCCGAUGAAAUCAAAGAGCUUCUUACGGCACUGCCUGUUGGAUUGGGAGUCGUAUUCAGUAUGCUGUUUGUUCUUUUCCCUACACAACGUCAUGGAAUUGGGUUUCCAGUUACCACCAGUUGACUUGUUAUGAUCGACACUAUUUGUUACAACAAUUUAAACAUAUUCAGAAAUUGGUACAUCUCCAUGUUUGAUCUAAUCAGCACCCCUAAAGGUGAAAUCAUGAUUGUUUCUUUAGGCUUAUGUGCAUAUAUAUGGUCUUUUUUUGUUAUUUUCACACCUUCAACCUAGCCUGGUAAAUAUUGUACCCUAUAAUUUUUUCUAAUAAAUGUGAUUAGUAAUUUUUUUUAAUGGUACAUCACAACUCACAAGACA